AUGUGCCCCUCCAAGGCGCUAAAGGGAGGCUGGGUCCUUCGCCAGCCGCUGAUUCCACUCCGGAGGUGCUGGUGCAAGAGCAGGAUCCGCAGGCGUGGCCGGUCGAUGCAGUGCUUCGCGAUGGUGAAUGUGGAGCUCAGCAGCCCCUCCUUCGUGCUUGGCCUUGGGCUCAUCGGCUCCGGGGUGCUGCUGUUCAGCAUUCGAAAAUCCAAGCCAGCGUUGUCUCGCGACAGUGAUGUGAUCAUAUCCUCAUUGAUCUCAGUCACUGGGGCCGCCCUUGUGUUCCAGGGUUGGCGUCUGGAUCCACUGCUGUUGCUGUGUCAGCUCAUGACGUGCACAGUGGCAGUCUCUUUCGCACUCGAGACCCUCAACUUGCGAGAGCAGAUUCAAACUAAGAUCGGUCCCAGCGCCCCAUCGACAUCCGACUCAAGCGGUUCUGAGGAAGAAAGUCCUGAAGAGGAGCCUUGGUACAGGCAGGAUUUCGGGCUCCCGCAGCCGAGCGGCAGACCCUUUGGUGCAUGGGGCUGGUCAGAGGAGCCUGAUUGGUACCAGGACGGUGGCUACUCACAGGACAGCCCUUCUGCCGGGCCGGCAGUAGGCUAUGGUGGAGAGAACUUCGACACUGGCGGGCCUAGAGAUGAGGGUGGGCAGGUGUGGGGGGACUUCAGUGCAAGGGCGGUACCAGGGGGAGGUUCCCAGAUUGUGAAGGGUCUCGAGGACGAUCAAGUGAACCUUGUGGAGGACUGGGAGUGA
Ostreobium quekettii is the source of this 753-nucleotide messenger RNA. The record is from the annotation of a GenBank genome assembly. Lineage: Eukaryota; Viridiplantae; Chlorophyta; Ulvophyceae; Bryopsidales; Ostreobiaceae.